AUGACAAUAAAAAAUGAAGAACAACAACAACAAACAAAUAAAUUAAAAUAUCCAAAGAAUUUAUUAUCAUCAGGAUUAGAUGGUGAAGGUAAUACAUAUAUAAAUAUUGAAGAUCUUUGGAAAAAGGAAUUAGAAGGUAAAGAUAAUAAAAUGGAAGAUAAAUGGUAUAAAUCAGCAGAUGAAUAUUGGAAAGGAGUAGAAGCAACCGUUGAUGGUAUGUUAGGUGGAUUAGCACAAGUAUCACCAAUUGAUGUUGUUGCCUCAAAAGUUUUCAUUCAAGAUUUUAUUAAAGGUACUGAUAGUCGUCCACCAAUUAAUUUGAAUUUAGCAUUAGAUUGUGGUGCUGGUAUUGGUAGAGUUGCAAAAGAAUUCCUUUUACCAAUUGGUUUUAAAAAUGUUGAUUUAGUUGAACAAAAUAAAUUAUUCUUAGAUAAAGCAAAAUCUGAUAAUUUCAAAGAUGAUAAUAGAGUUGAAAAUUAUUAUGCGGUUGGAUUACAAGAUUUUACAUUUGAAAAAAAGUAUGAUUGUAUUUGGAUUCAAUGGGUAAUUGGACAUUUACAUGAUUUAGAUUUUAUAGAAUUUUUAAAGAAAUGUAUGGAUUCAUUGACACCAAAUGGUAUCAUUUGUAUUAAAGAUAAUUGUGCUAAAAAAAGAUUUAUAAUGGAUAAAGAAGAUAACUCUGUAUCAAGAACUGAAGAUCACUUAAAAUAUCUUUUCGAUCAAGCUGGUUGUAAAUUAUUAAAAUCAAUGGUACAACCAAAUUUUCCAAAAGAAUUAUUCCCAGUUUUAAUGUUUGCUUUAGAAAGAAAAUAA
This is a messenger RNA of Dictyostelium discoideum AX4, 813 nucleotides long. RefSeq lists its product as hypothetical. Gene Ontology annotation, molecular function: methyltransferase activity; protein methyltransferase activity; N-terminal protein N-methyltransferase activity. The coding region runs from base 1 to 813 and encodes 270 amino acids. The record is from RefSeq and is a predicted model, not a curated record. NCBI's taxonomy places the organism in Eukaryota, Evosea, Eumycetozoa, Dictyosteliales, Dictyosteliaceae. The transcript is spliced from 2 exons.